UGAUAUCAUCUAAAAUGAUGUUCAAAAAUUCAUCAAAAUCCUUUCUCGUCUUCAUUGGAUUUGUAAUUUCGUCAGUGUAUUCCGGAUUAAUACCUAAGCCUCAGCCUAAGAACAUAGAAGUUGAUGAUGUUAAUGAGAAUGGGCCAUAUUAUUGUUGGGUUUACACCAAUUGCUAUGCUGAUACCAUAGAACACAAAAAAUAUGAGGAGUGUGCAAAUCAUCUGGACAAUGAGGAUAUACAGCUCUUAUUGGAAAAUAUUCCUGAAGGUAGUAAUGUAACAGCUUAUCCUAAUAUCUACGAUGCAAUAUCAAAGCUAUAUUGUAUACGGGAUGAAGAGUUUAAAAGAAGAGUUUUCUAUGAUAUUUGUAAACAAGGUCUUAGUAUAACUACGGUAGGAUGCGAGCAACGAUAUUCUGAGAAAAUCUGUGAUAAUCUUUAUGAGGCAAUGGAUUGCACUAUAUCACUGUUCGCAAAAUUUACUGAUGAAGGAAAAUGUGUCAAAUACAGUGCUUAUUGAGACAUAAUAAAUAAUUACGCUGAUCCAAGAAUUCAUUUGAAGAAGCCAAAAUAUGUAAAAAAGUAUCGAAUUAAAUAAAUUUCA
This is a messenger RNA of Argiope bruennichi, 602 nucleotides long. RefSeq lists its product as uncharacterized. Lineage: Eukaryota; Metazoa; Arthropoda; Arachnida; Araneae; Araneidae. The transcript has 6 exons. The record is from RefSeq and is a predicted model, not a curated record. Bases 15 to 518 code for a protein of 167 amino acids.